Debaryomyces hansenii CBS767 is the source of this 1257-nucleotide messenger RNA. RefSeq lists its product as uncharacterized. Lineage: Eukaryota; Fungi; Ascomycota; Pichiomycetes; Serinales; Debaryomycetaceae. Gene Ontology annotation, molecular function: dioxygenase activity. The transcript has a single exon. The coding region runs from base 1 to 1257 and encodes 418 amino acids. The record is from RefSeq and is a predicted model, not a curated record.
AUGACUAGAAAUAUUGGCAAGGAACAGAGAGAAUUGAAGUAUAAACUAAGACCUUUCAUUGAAGCUCAACCUUCAAAAUCAAAUAUUAAACCUGUGGAAUUAGAUGCAAUAGAUUUAUCCUUAUUUAGGGAAGGGCCAGAGUUUUUGGCGCAAAGGAAAAAAUUAGCCGCCAAAUUAGAGAACUCUUUAUCUACGUAUGGCUUUUUUUCAUUGAUCAAUCAUGGAAUUGAUAUACUGACUUUUGAUCGCUUAAGAUCAAUUGCCCAAUGUAUCUUAGAAUUGCCUGAAGAGAUUAAAAGAAAGCACCUUGCUGGUGCUUUAAAAUCGGAUGAAGAAGUUAGGUCUAGGUCUUUAGGUGGUGAAAGAGGUGCUGGCUUCAAACCUAGGGGUUAUUGGCUGAUGAAAAAUGGAGUAGUGGAUGCAAUAGAGCACUAUAAUUUUAGAGAUUUACAGCAACCGGAAUUUUUCGACGAGGAUAAAAAUUAUCCGGACUUAGUUAGAUAUUACUUACCAGAAGUUGCUAGUUAUUAUAGAUUCUUGCACUCCUCCAUCUUAAGAAAGCUAACAAUAUUAUGCGAUCUUAUCUUGGAACUUCCGGAAGGAUUCCUUUGGGAAAAUUAUUUCAAGGUCACUGAAAAUAAUCAUCAUAAUUCCGGUAAUGGUUUUGGAAGAUUCAUGUUAUAUCAUUCAAUGGAUCCGAAGGAGGAGGAAAAGGUGGACAAAAAUUGGCUUCGGGGUCAUUCAGAUGGUUCUGCUUUUACAUUUAUUACUUCGCAGCCGAUUAUGUCCCUACAAAUCAGGGAUUAUUUCACAGGUGAAUGGAAAUAUGUAGGUCAUACUCCAGGAGGGUUGAUAGUAAAUAUUGGAGAUGCUAUGGAAUUUAUCACUGGGGGAUAUUUUAAAUCUUCAAUCCAUAGGGUAGUGUCACCCCCUGAUGAUCAGAAAAACUUCCAAAGAUUAGUCUUAAUUUAUUUCUGUAACCCAAAAUAUUCUGCAACCUUAGAUCCAGAACCUUUAAAUUCUGCGAAACUAAAAAGACUGGGGUAUAUAAAGCCAAAAAUAUGGGAGAAAAUUACGUUUUCUCAAUGGGAUGAUGAAAAAGGUAGAUUAUUUGGUAAAAAAGAAGUUAAUGAUGUAGCAGGUGAUGAACCAAACUUAGUCCUACUAUUUGGUAGACUCCAUGAAAGAUGGCAUCAAGCCGAGCAAGAUUUUUCACUUGAGGCUGCAAAGAAAAAAUUCAAGGUUAUCGAAGUAUGA